Messenger RNA from Rotaria socialis, 3216 nucleotides. Lineage: Eukaryota; Metazoa; Rotifera; Eurotatoria; Philodinida; Philodinidae. The record is from the annotation of a GenBank genome assembly.
AUGCAAUUACUUGAACAAGCACAAUCCUUAUUAAACUUCGAUGGACAAACAACAUUCGAUGUUAAUGUACUCGAUGCUGUUAUUAACACUAUGUAUCGAGGACAAGGUGAUGCCCAACGACAAGCGAGUGAAGUGUUAAAUGUUUUACGUGACCAUCCUGAUGCAUGGACAAAGGUUGAUUGUAUUUUGGAGUUUUCCAAAUGUCAAGAAACGAAAUAUUAUGCAUUGCAAAUUCUUGAAAAAACAAUUAAAACACGUUGGAAAGCUUUACCAAAAGAACAAUGUGAAGCAAUUAAACAAUACAUCGUUAGUUUGAUCAUCUCGCAUUCCCAAAAUCCUGAAUUAAUAGAACGUGAAAAAGUCUAUGUGAAUAAACUUGAUAUUAUUCUCGUACAAAUCUUAAAGCAUGAAUGGCCAAAGAAGUGGCCAAAUUUUGUUAGUGAUAUUGUUGAAGCAAGUAAAACCAGCGAAUCAAUGUGCCAAAAUAAUUUGGAAAUUUUAAAACUUCUCAGUGAAGAAGUAUUUGAUUUUUCAUCAGGUCAAAUGACACAAGCAAAAGCUAAACAUUUAAAGGAUACAAUGUGCAAUGAAUUUACAAAAAUUUUCCAACUCUGCGAAUACGUUGUGGAUAAGUCUCGUCAUCCACCAUUACUCUUGGUUACAUUGGAAACACUUCUACGUUUCCUAAGCUGGAUUCCACUUGGCUACAUAUUCGAAACAAAUAUGGUUAAUACACUUAUCGAAACAUUUUUCACUGUACCAAUGUUUCGAAAUGUAACACUUCGUUGUUUAACUGAAAUUGCUAGUAUUCAAGUUGCACAAUACGAAGAUAAAUUCAUUGACUUUUUUCGUCGAACCAUGACUCAACUGAAAACAAUUAUGCCAUUAAACAUUGAUUUGAAAGCUGCAUAUCGUUCAGCAAAAGAUGACGAUCAACGAUUUAUUCAAAAUUUAGCUUUAUUUCUAUCAAAUUUCUUAAAAGAACAUGGCGUAUUAGUUGAACGUACUGCUGAUUUAAAAGAAACUUUACUUGAAGCAUUACAAUAUCUUGUAUUAAUAUCGGAAGUUGAAGAAAUCGAAAUAUUUAAAAUAUGUUUGGAAUAUUGGAAUAUUUUAAGUGCUGAACUUUAUCGAGAAGUACCAUUUCAACAGUCAACGCCAUUAUAUGCUCGUGGUGCAAAUAGUGCUAAUAGUACACCUACACGUCGUCAAUUUUAUGCUGUUAUUUUAUCGAAGGUUCGACGAAUAAUGAUAUCACGUAUGGCUCGACCUGAAGAAGUACUUGUUGUAGAAAAUGAACGUGGUGAAGUUGUACGAGAAUUCAUGAAAGAUACUGAUGCCAUCAAUCUUUAUAAAAACAUGCGUGAAACGCUCGUAUAUUUGACACAUCUUGAUUAUAUCGAUACGGAGUCGAUCAUGACAGAAAAAUUAGCAAAUCAAGUUAAUGGAUCUGAAUGGUCAUGGAAAAAUCUAAAUACACUUUGUUGGGCUAUCGGUUCAAUAUCAGGUGCAAUGGUUGAAGAUGAUGAAAAACGGUUUCUUGUCACCGUUAUAAAAGAACUACUUGGCUUAUGUGAACAGAAACGUGGUAAAGAUAAUAAAGCGAUCAUAGCAUCUAAUAUUAUGUAUGUUGUUGGUCAAUAUCCACGUUUUCUUCGUGCUCAUUGGAAAUUUCUUAAAACGGUUGUUAAUAAACUUUUUGAAUUUAUGCACGAAACUCAUGAAGGUGUUCAAGACAUGGCAUGCGAUACAUUUAUAAAAAUAGCACAAAAAUGUCGUCGCCAUUUCAUAACAAUACAACUUGGCGAAUCUCAACCAUUCGUCGAAGAAAUCUUAACGAAUAUAAAUGGUAUUAUAUGUCAUCUAGAACCACAUCAAGUUCAUACGUUUUAUGAAGCUGUUGGUAAUAUGAUUGCUGCUAGCAUUGAUGCUGUACAACAGACAAAAUUAAUUGAAAAAUAUAUGCAAUUACCAAAUGAUGUUUGGAAUACAAUUAUAGCUGAAGCUAAAAAAUCUGUCGAUUGUUUACAAGAUCCAGAAGUUGUUAGUAACAUAUUAAAUAUACUUAAAACAAAUAUUCGCGCAUCAAAAGCAUUAGGCGCACCAUAUGCUCAUCAAUUAACAAAAAUCUAUCAAGACAUGUUACAUAUCUAUAAAGUAACAUCAGAAAAUAUCAAUCAAGCUAUACGAAUUAAUGGGCCCAUGGUUGUUAAACAACGUCUGAUUAAAUCUAUGAUGGCUAUUAAAGAAGAUUCAUUAAUGUUACUUGGUAGCUAUUUUUCAAAAGCAACUAAUAUCCAACAAGUACUUGAUCAAUUUUUAACACCAUUAUUUACAUUUGUAUUAAAUGAUUAUCGUGAUUGUCAUCCGGAAGCACGAGAAUCCGAAGUAUUAAAUAUGUUGGCUAUAUUAAUAAAUAAAGCUGAAAGUCGUAUAACAAAUCGUAUACCCGAUAUAUUUGAUUUAACAUUUGAACAUACACUUCAUAUGAUUGAUAAAAAUUUCGAAGAUUAUCCAGAUCACAGAAAGAAUUUCUAUAUAUUACUUCAAUCAGUUAUCAAUGUUUGCUUUCCAGCUAUAUUAGCAUUGAACGCAACACAAUUUAAACUCGUGUAUGAUUCAAUUAUGUGGGCAUUAAAACAUACAAUGCGUACAAUAUCAGAAUUAGGUUUGGAAAUUCUUCAAACGAUUUUAAGAAAAUUUCAAACAUGUGAUCCACAAGCAGCACAAAACUUUUAUCAAAUUUUCUAUCUUGAAACAAUGCAACAUAUUUUUGCUGUUGUUGCUGAAUGUUCACAUACAUCUGGUCUAACAGCACAUUCACAAAUUUUGGCUAAUCUAUUUUUAAUUGCCGAACAAGGCCUUAUUAAAGUUCCAUUGGCACCUGAAGUACAAGAUCCAUCACAAAAUUUACUUUAUGUUCAACAAUUCAUGGCUAAUUUAUUAAAAACAGCAUUUUCACAUUUACAAGAUAAUCAAGUUAAAGUUAUUAUCGAAGGUUUUGUUACAUUAGAUCAAGAUAUUGCCGGUUUUAAAGAACAUUUACGUGAUUUUCUCGUUCAAAUACGUGAAGCAACUGGAAAUGACACGACUGAUUUAUAUUUAGAAGAUCGAGAACAAACACUAAAACGUGCAGCUGAAGAAAAACGAAAAAUACAAAUGAGUGUUCCCGGUAUUCUUAAUCCUCAUGAAAUACCCGAGGAUAUGCAAGAUUAA